CUCACAUGUGGAGAGGUGCGACGUUUAUCGGUGUCGGAGCAGCGGCGGUCGUUCAGACACAGAGACGCAGCCUGUGCGCCCGAAGCGGCGCGGGGGUCAGAGAGUCUCCUGUGGAGUAGCUAAUGAUUAUUUCACACAUGAUGGGUUUCUGGCACAAAUAGCCCUCCUGUGCAGAAAAUGGCCUCUAGCCCAUCGCCUGUGACAAAAGGCCUCUGUGUCUAUUUCGCCACAGCUGUCCACAUAUCCCUGGAGGGGAGAAGGAGGAAGAUCCUCUGGAAAUCAGUUUCCUUGAAGAUUUAAGAAAUCACUCCCUGUCACCAUGAAGAAGCCCCCUAGGAUCCAUGACUCUGAGAUCCCGUGGCUCUGAGAUCCCCCUGCCGUCUCACAGAGCCAGCCAGAACCAUUGACUCCACUGGCAGCCCUGCCUGCUGAUUGUUCCCUCAAGCAUCCAGCAGAGGGCACUACUGCCCUCACCCUGUGAACCCCUCUUUGAGACGCAUGGACCCCACGGUGCCCCGGAUGGCAGAUUGCAUGCCCUGCUUCCCGCUGGCCGCUGCUCACGUGCGGACUUGGAUCUCCAGGGAUUUGGCACUGGUUUCCUGCUACUCUCCUGCUUGGCACUGACCUGGACCAGUUGGCAUCCUGGAUUCAGCAAUACGGAAGCAACCUGACAGCCAUACCCUGAACCAGUUGCUGACCAGGCACCAUGUCAGGAGACUACGACGAAGAGAGGCACCGCAGGGCGAUGGAGCUUCUACAGGUGCUGUGCUCCAACACAUGUGCUGCCCAGGAACGGGAGAAGUGUCAGGAACUGACGGGCCACGUGGGUCCCGUCAAUACAGAAAUCUUGGUCAGCCUCCUGUCGGUGAUCGUGACCUUCUGUGGGAUUGUCCUGCUGGGGGUCUCCCUCUUCGUCUCGUGGAAACUUUGCUGGAUCCCUUGGCGGGAUAAGGGCUCCUCUUCGCAAACCCAGCGCAAGGAGCACCCCCUCCAUGCUCACCUCCACCACUCGCCUUUUGGGGACCUCUUGGCCGAGCGGGUGGAGCUGGGGCCAGAGAUGCCCGAGAGGUCCUACCUCGAUAUGGAUUCCUACCCCGAGGCCAACCUCAAGGUCAGCCAGACCUCCCCCGACCUCCCUGUGGAAGGCCAGACGAACACCAAGGAGGGCGUGCCCAAUAUGCCCAAUGCCCAUUCCCACCAGCAGGUUGCAAGCUUGGCCCCCACACCCAGGUACAAUACACUGCCUCGCCCCUUGACCCAGCAGUUGAGCAGCCCGGAUACCGGAGUCCACGUAGGGGAGGAGAAAGUAGAACAAGUGACCAGCAUCGGGCAGAUCAAGCCGGAGUUGUACAAGCAGCGCUCUGGUGAAUCGGACUCCAAGAAAGGGGAGGCCGCCAGCUGCGGGCGGCUGAGUUUUGGCCUGCGCUACGCCUACGGCACGGAGCAGCUGGUGGUGCGGAUUCUCCGGGGUGUGGACCUGCCCGCCAAAGACGCCAACGGUUUCUCAGACCCCUACGUGAAAAUGUACCUGCUGCCUGACCGCAAGAAGAAAUUCCAGACUAAGGUGCACCGCAAGACCCUGAACCCCAUCUUCAACGAGACUUUUAACUUCAACGUCCCCUUUGCCGAACUGCCCUCGCGGAAGCUGCACUUCAGCGUCUACGAUUUCGACCGCUUCUCCCGUCACGACCUCAUUGGCCAAGUGGUGCUGGACAACCUGCUGGAACUUGCCGAGCGGGACAGUGACGCGCCCCUGUGGCGGGACAUCAUGGAAGCCAGUUCGGAAAAAGCAGAUCUGGGGGAACUGAACUUCUCCCUCUGUUACCUGCCCACCGCUGGGCGCCUCACCGUCACGAUCAUCAAGGCCACCAACCUGAAAGCCAUGGACCUGACCGGCUUCUCCGAUCCCUACGUUAAGGCAUCCCUCAUGUGUGAAGGGAGGAGGCUGAAGAAGCGCAAGACGUCCAUCAAGAAGAACACGCUCAACCCCACUUACAAUGAGGCCCUUGUCUUUGACAUCCCCCAGGACAGCAUGGAGCACGUCAGCAUCACGUUGGCGGUCAUGGAUUAUGAUUGCAUCGGGCACAAUGAAGUCAUCGGGAUGUGCCAAGUGGGCAGCAAUGCCGACGCGCCGGGAAGAGACCACUGGGCCGAGAUGCUGGCAAAUCCACGUAAACCCAUCGAACACUGGCAUCAGCUAGUGGAGGAGAAGACUUUGAACAUCUACAUCAACAAGAACCCUCCAGCACGGGACAAGCCGAGCAUCGUAGUUGAAAGUGUUCAUUCCGAUUAAGGCCAUUGUCUCCAGCCCUUCGUCACCAGGGACUGGAACGGUGAUGCGCGCUCAGCGUUUUCUGGACUGUUUGUUUCCUCCGACUCACCCCUCAGGACUGCUGGCAGGGGGGUUGUCGGAGGGUGGAAAAACAAGCCCUCUUUUCUCAAUCUCCAUCUCCUCCCCCUCCUUCGCCGCCGCUGCUGGUGGGAAGCUGCUGCCUGAUGCAUCUUUUUCAAAGCCAUAAAGGCAGCCAGUUGAGGUGUCUUGGAAUGCGGGGAGGGGAGGAUCGUGGCUCAGGGGGUGGGUCUAGAGCGGAAGGGACACCCCCUUCCCCCGCAAAACACACACACCGUCCUUAGUCCUUCUACAUGAAUUGGUUGUUCAGUUGUGUGUGUGUGGGGGGGUGACCUUUUCUGACAUGCAUGCUUUGGAGUCUGUUGUGAAAGACGGGUGGGAACGGCACUUAGGGGGUGUCCCCUUUUCUGGCAGAGGUCUCGGGACUUCGGCAGCCGCAGGGCAGGUCAGUUUAACCCAACAGAGGCUGUGUUUUGGACGUUCUGUCUGUCACGGAACUGUUAAAAGCUAGAGAGCUUCCACCUAGGUGAGAACUUUUGCCUCGACCAGCGUUUGGGCUUCUAGCUGCGAAUUUCGAACAGCGUGACUGUCCUGUAACAGCUACCGUGGGCCUCUGCUUUGAGGGGAGAUCCUGGACUCUCUCUUUCCUGUCUCAGUGCCCUUCUUGGGGGAUUGGGACUAUUCCUCCUGCUGCCAGAUCCGGCGGAGGAUCCUCUGUUUUGCGCCAGGAUGCAUGCAGGACCCUUUUGCCUCAGUCUGCAUGACCUUCCAAGCCGAGAGGAGGAAGGAGGAGACAGGGAACCAACCGCUCGACUUCCAUCGCUCACCACCGUGCCCAAAAGGGACAACCUUAGGCCUGCCGAAAGACAGCCCAGGGGCGGGGCGGGGCGGGCUGCUUUGGUGUUUACCCCAUGACUUGAGAAUCACCGUGGAAUUUCUUGCAACGAAUCCGGGAGGGAUCGCGGCCCGGAGGAGCCCACACGAACAAUGCCCCUUUCCUAGUUACAGGCGGAUUUAGGCCUCCCUCCAAUAUAGUGAGCUGACUCUGGACUCUUUUGUUUGUACGUGUGUGUGUGUGUGUGUGUGUUCAGUGUAUGGGGGUAACCGUCUGUUUCUUCUCUCUACCCCCCGCUCCCCUUUCUAAACCUAGAUUAUUUUGUUUCGUCUGUGGUCUGCAUGGUUCCCCUCCACCCGGUUUGGGUGGCAGGUGGUGGUUCCCAGCUAUCGGCGGGAAGAGCGCUUCUUCAGAGAACCCAGGUGUCCUAGUUCCGAUAAAAGUCCCACCUGUGUGUGUGUCUCUCUCCCCCAACUGACCCUCUCCCCCCCGCAGUUUCUUCUCAUUUGGAAUGUCCAUUUUGUUUACGUCCCCCUCCUGGCCAAACGCACGUCCGUUUGUCACUCUGUCUUUGUCUGUCCUGGUUUUUUGAGAUUUUGUCCUGUUGAUGGUUGGUUUGGUUGUUUUUUAAUUAAACGAAAAGGUGUGGGAAACGAAAACGAACAGGAAGAAAAAAAAAUUGCCCUGCUUCCUAAACCUCUGUCCCCCUUUUUUUGGAAAAGCCAUAUACCUCCCCUCACCGCUUGGGGGAGUUACAGCUCCCCAGCGUUCGGGGUGAGGAGGAGGGGGCCGGACAGGGUUCUCUCUUUGCAAUAGGUUUGGAACUUGAAGCCGCUGCUAAAAACAAAAGUGACAUCAAUAAAACUGGACAAAAACACAA
Molecule: messenger RNA, 4065 nt
Organism: Sphaerodactylus townsendi
Lineage: Eukaryota; Metazoa; Chordata; Lepidosauria; Squamata; Sphaerodactylidae
Gene: SYT3
Product: synaptotagmin 3
Exons: 10
Coding region: 707-2293 (528 amino acids)
Biological process (GO): regulation of dopamine secretion; cellular response to calcium ion; regulation of calcium ion-dependent exocytosis
Cellular component (GO): membrane
Molecular function (GO): calcium ion binding; SNARE binding; phosphatidylserine binding
Source: RefSeq, a predicted model, not a curated record